AUGGCUACCGCAACUGUGACCGAAGUCAUCACGAAAACCCUCCAGGCGACAACCUCCCCUAGCGCCAGUACUGUCCGAGCAACUCCCCAGGGCGGCGUCUUCGAGCAUGUCAAUCCGACUCAAUAUGACCCCAAAAACCCUCUCACCCUGUUUGUCAUCCAGGCCAGCAUUGUCAUUAUUCUCACUCGGAUCAUUCACAUCCCUCUCGCAUACCUCCGACAGCCCAGAGUCAUCGCAGAAGUCAUUACCGGAAUCAUAUUAGGACCAUCGAUCAUGGGCAGAAUACCAGGCUUUACGAAGCAUAUCUUCCCAACAGCAUCAAUGCCCGCCUUCUCUCUGGCUGCGAACCUGGGAUUGGUCCUUUUUCUGUUCCUGGUCGGAUUAGAGGUGGACUUGCGAUUUCUUGUGAGGAAUUGGCGGAUCGCCUUAAGUGUCGGGGCUGCUGGAAUGGCUUUGCCCUUUGGUCUCGGCGCGGCGAUUGCUUGGGGCCUGUACAACGAGUUCAGGAAUGAUUCCGACGUGGCUCCUAUCAGCUUUGGAGUGUAUAUGCUUUUCAUCGGUGUGGCUAUGGCGAUCACGGCGUUUCCCGUCCUCUGUCGUAUCUUGACAUCCCUGAAGCUGCUUAGCACUCCUGUCGGGGUGAUUGUCCUCUCGGCUGGGGUCGGGAACGAUGUCGUCGGGUGGGUUCUGCUUGCUCUUUGCGUUGCCCUCGUCAACUCUGGCGCCGGGCUCACCGCACUGUGGAUUCUGCUUGUCGCUAUCGGAUACAUCCUAUUCGUGACCUUCGCCGUCAGGCCCUGCUUCAUUUACCUUCUCAGAAGGACUGGAAGUCUUGCCAAUGGUCCAACCCAGUCUAUUGUUGCCUUGACGGUUCUGCUCGUCCUUGCCUCGGCCUUCUUUACUGGAAUCAUUGGGAUCCAUCCUAUCUUCGGGGCUUUCAUUAUUGGCCUGAUGGCACCACACGAAGGCGGAUUUGCGGUCAAGCUCACAGAGAAACUCGAGGAUCUUGUCAGCGUAUUGUUUCUUCCCUUGUACUUCGCGCUGUCCGGGCUCAGCACGAAUCUAGGCCUUCUCGACAACGGGAUCACCUGGGCAUACGUGGUUGGUGUGUGUGCAAUCGCAUUUUUUGGGAAGAUUGUUGGUGGUACAUUGGCAUCGCGGCUGAACGGUCUUGUCUGGCGGGAGUCCCUCACCAUUGGCUGUCUCAUGUCGUGCAAAGGGCUGGUGGAGCUGAUCGUGUUGAACAUUGGUCUACAAGCCAAAAUUCUGACCACUCGAACGUUUACCAUUUUUGUCGUCAUGGCUCUUGUCACCACCUUCGCCACGACACCGUUGACAACAUGGCUGUAUCCCCCUUGGUACCAGCAGAAAUUGGAAUUGUGGAAGCAAGGCAAGAUUGACUGGGAUGGAAACCCACUCCAUCACGACGGCGACCACGACGACAGCAGCGAAGCUGACACAUUGGCUAAGACCGUUGUGGCACGGAGAGUCCUCGUAUACCUUCGCUUGGACGGUCUCCCAAGCUUGUUCACUCUGGUCUCUCUUUUCGCUCACAAGCGGGACGAGCUUGAUGGCCUUCCGCCACAGGCCAACAACCAGCCCUGGGCCAAAGACCGAGAAGUCACGCAAAACACGCAAGCCAUGGCCUCAUUGGUAACCCUUCGGCGACCCCUCCAGAUGCACGCCUUACGCCUCAUGGAACUCACGGAGCGCGGGUCCAGCGUGAUGCGUGUUACCGAGAUUGAAGAGUUUGCUGGUCGAGACCCCGUCAUCAAAGCCUUUGGUACAUUUGGGCACACUCGCGACAUCGCCGUUACCGGGCAGAUUGCGGUUGUACCGGAGCACUCUUUCUCAAGCACGCUCCUGUCUCGCGCGCAGGACCUGCGGUCCGAUUUGAUCAUCAUCCCCUGGUCUGAAACCGGGUCCAUGUCCGAGUAUGCACAUAUUUUCGACGAUAAGCCUGGCGACCCGCUCGCAAACAAGGAGUUUGGGGCGCUUGUGAGCCAGAUGUUUGAUCAAGCACGUCGAGCGUGUCACGUCGCCGUGUUCAUCGACCCUAGUGUCCUCUCCGGACCGGGUACCGCCACGGCAGACUCGCCCGUUCAUGGACGACAGCCUCAACAACUAAGCCCAACCAUGACAGGAAAGAGCAAUGUCGAGCACGUGAACGCUACCGUGCAAUUCAAACCUGCAGAUAGCGGACGAUACAGGCUUUUGGUGCUAUACCAAGGCUACGACGAUGAUCUGUUUGCAGUCCGUCUGGGAUUGCAGCUCGUUAAAAACGAAAUGGUCGACCUACAUAUCCUCAACGUGCGCAUGGCCGACGACGACGACAUCGAAGAGUAUUCCAAGGAAACAGGCCUUCACGGCUCGAGGACACGCUCAGACCACGAGUUUUACCUUCUACGGACGUGCAUUCCCGAGGGUAUGCGUGAGAGAGUCUCCAUUGUCGACGUCGACGUCGGCAUCUCCGGCAUCGAAGCAGUGCUCGCCGCCAUUGCACAGCCCAGCGCCGCCGAGACGGUUGUGCUGGUCGGCCGCACUACCCCGGCUUUCGGCACUGGCGAGCAUUCAUUAUCCAGCUCCCAGGUUAUGGCUGGAAGUACUAGCCGGGAUGAGUCUCGCACACUCGGUCCUCUGGCGACAAGCCUGGUCAAGGCAGUGAACGACAGACAGCUCAACGCCGGGCUACUGGUCGUGCAGGCUCGCAGGGAGCCUGACGAGGCCGGGCCGACAGCUCCCAGUGCGGGCGUCAAAGGCUUGUCGCAGUUGAACAGGACGAGCACCUUCGGUACUGAUUAG
This is a messenger RNA of Capronia coronata CBS 617.96, 2802 nucleotides long. RefSeq lists its product as uncharacterized. Gene Ontology annotation, cellular component: membrane. The record is from RefSeq and is a predicted model, not a curated record. The transcript is spliced from 2 exons. Gene Ontology annotation, biological process: proton transmembrane transport. The coding region runs from base 1 to 2802 and encodes 933 amino acids. Gene Ontology annotation, molecular function: antiporter activity. Lineage: Eukaryota; Fungi; Ascomycota; Eurotiomycetes; Chaetothyriales; Herpotrichiellaceae.